Molecule: messenger RNA, 3868 nt
Organism: Anolis sagrei ordinatus
Lineage: Eukaryota; Metazoa; Chordata; Lepidosauria; Squamata; Anolidae
Gene: SASS6
Product: SAS-6 centriolar assembly protein
Biological process (GO): centriole replication
Cellular component (GO): centriole; centrosome
Source: RefSeq, a predicted model, not a curated record
UGCCCCCCGCGGGACGCCGGCGCCAAACUCGAAGCGCAAGAUGGCGGCGGAGAGCCUCUUCAGCCACUUGGUGCCGGUGCAAGUGAAGGGACAGGGCUGCGACGAGAGGCGGAUAAAUGUUCGUGUCAGUAUUGAACUGCAAUCUACAACAAAUCCCAUUCAAAGGAAGGAUUUAGUUGUUCGGCUAACUGAAGAUUCUGAUCCCUUUUUUCUAUAUAAUCUUGUUAUUUCCGAAGAAGAUUUUCAAAGCUUAAAACUCCAGCAGAGUCUUCUGGUAGACUUUUCUGCUUUUCCUCAGAGAUUUAUAGAUCUUCUCCAGCACUGUAUCCAAGAACAAAAUAAAGACAUUCCAAGGUUUUUGCUACAGCUGAUUGCUUCAGGAUCAAGUUUAGAUCAUGGUCCAUCUUUUUUAAAUGUGAUUGAGACAAAUCCAUUUAAACAUCUUACCCACUUGUCCCUAAAAUUUUUACCAGGAAAUGAUACAGAAGUCAAGAAGUUCUUGGCAACUUGUCUGAAAUAUAUUAAGGAAGAAAAAUUGCAGCUGGAACAAAAACUUAUCAAAACAGAAGAGGACCUGAAGAGACAGUUGAGCUAUACACAACAGAGUUUAUCAGAAAAGAGCAGGGAGUUGGACAAGUUAAGAAAUGAAUGGACAUCCAGAACAGCGUCACUAACCAACAAACAUAAUCAGGAGCUGGCAUAUGAAAAGGAAAAAGCUCUGCAGACGCAAGUACAAUAUCAACAACAGAAUGAGCAACAGAAAAGGGAUUUGGAAAGCUUGCAUCAGAAAACUGUCCUGCAGCUGCAGACCAGGUUGAACGAGGUGGAAAGUGCCAAUAAAGAGCUGAUGGAAAAGAGAUACAAAGGAGAUUCCACAGUCAGAGAACUUAAAGCAAAACUGUCUGGCAUAGAAGAUGAAUGCCAAAGAGCAAAGCAAGAAGUUUUGUCACUACGUCGAGAAAAUGCUGCCCUAGAUGCUGAAUGUCAUGAAAAGGAGAAACAAGUGAAUCAACUCCAGAUGCGAGUCGCUGUUUUGGAACAGGAAAUCAAAGAUAAGGACCAGCUAGUUAUGAAGACCAGAGAAGUAUUGGAUGUAACCCAAGAACAAAAGGCAAGCCUGGAAGAAAACAUCGAAAAGAAACAAAUCGAAAUAGGAAAAUUAGAAGGAACCCUGAAGUCUUUAUCUUCUGAACUCCUUAAGGCAAAUGAAAUAAUAAAGAAAUUGCAAGGAGAUGUCAAAACUUUAAUGAGCAAGUUAAAACUGAAAAAUACAGUAACAAUUCAGCAAGAAAAACUUUUGGCUGAAAAAGAAGAAAAACUGCAGAAGGAGCACAAGGAGCUACAAAAGACAGAAAGUUCUCUUCGAGAAAAAGAUCAAGAGGUGUGCAAAUUACAGGAGCAAUUAGAAACGACUGUGCAGAAACUAGAAGAAAGCAAACAGCUUCUCAAAACAAAUGAAAAUGUCAUCACAUGGCUAAACAAGCAAUUGAAUGAAAUUCAACUGACAAGAAAGCAAGAUGUGUUAGGAACAUCUACCUCUCCUAGCAACAUCACUUCAAGAACGGGCAGUUCUCCUCUUAGCAUGGUUGACAGUAGGAUCCCCUUUCUCGGCUCAGGACUGAGCUAUCCCAUCUCCCCAUUGCUACCUUUUCAAAGCUACCCAGACACAGCAUUUGCCAAAAACACCAGUCAGCAAACUUCAGGAAUGAAGCAGGUUCAGUUCAAUAUGCAGCUUUCAGAAAAUAACAGAUGUCCAGAUCCACAGCCAGGAAUUCCUGUGUUGGGGAAUACAAAUAAAGAAAAUGGCGAAAACCUGGGAUUGGAUGCAAAGUAUCUGAAGAAAAGGGAAGACAGUAUUCCUUUGCGUGGGCUCAGUCAAAAUACUUCUCACAACCCAGGGCAACCAAAGUCAACUGCACUGAAAAAAACACAGAUACCCUCCAAACCUGUAGCUCCUCCCAGAGCUUCUGCUUAUUUUCCAGGGUAACAGAUAACAUAUUUGGCUAUAAUAAAUGUAUUACGAGCAGUUGUACAUUAGCUAAAGUAUGCCAACAUUAAAUUUCAAGCAAUUAAGCACUGUGAUUAUUCUCUACAAUUUAAUAUAAAGAAGCUAGUGUUUACCUGAAAUGUUUAAACUGUCAUUUUUAUGCAAAUAAUUAGCGUCCCAACCCUGACUUCAAAAAUAUGGAUUAUAAUUAACUAUUAAGUAAUAAGCAGCCAUUGAACUUGUGUACUUGAGUAUAUAAUCUUACUCCUGAUAUCCAUUGUGAAAGAUGCCAUCAAGAAAGGUUUACUGUUUUUCUUGCUUGUGCCAGAGACAAGUGAAGGAGUUCAAGGAAUAAAGAACUCACCUUUCUCUUUCUCCCUAUAAGCUAGUUCUGUUAGGCUCCUGAACUAAAUAUUUGUAAUUCCUAGUUAAUGGGUCUGUUCAAUAAUAUGGUGUAACACUGCAUUAUUGUCCACUGAUUGCAAAGACACCCGGGUAUUUGCAGGUAUGGUUUAUUUUGUCUCUUAUCAAAGAGUAAUAUCUAGUUUUCUCUAACGCUGAAGAAGCAUUACUUAAGAAUGACUGAGUUUGAGCUUUAAAAUGUCAAAAAUAAAGCACUUAAAAAGGUAUGGAUGUGUGGCUGUUGAGACGGUUCGAUUGCAGCCCCCAUCAGGUCUAGCCAGCAAAGCCUGUAGAGAGGAAUGCUGCUUGGUUGGUCCAGUAAUAUAGAUAGGAGUGUAUGUUCGUCAUUCCUGCCAGAUAUUCCUAAUGUGUUUGCACUUGCUAUUUUUGCUGAAUUUAGACAGUUCACUGCAGAAUUUUAAAAGUCUUUUUAGCAUUUAACUUUGAUAAAUAUAACCUAUUACACAUUCUGCAUGGAGAAAUGGUCUGCAUUAUAAUACUGAGGAGUCGAGCAUUCAAAUCAUAGGACAAUAUAAAUUUUGCUGCCAAUCAAAAGUCUUGUUUUUAACCCGCGUGUCUUUUAAGAGAUAGAGGAAUUGGAGAUUAUGCCCCUACGCUCUAUUUUAAACUGUUUACAGUCCUUUAAGACAUUCUGUACAGAGCGCUGGAUUCUGUUUUGCACCUGGCAGUUUCACUCUUGCUGUAUCUGAAGCAAUGUCCAGUAUUUCCUUUCUGUCCCUUAAGAGGUUGCUCCUGAGAACGGAGACCCUCUGGAGUACCAUGUGAGGAGGCACCAGUGGCUGGAAGAAGGAAAUGUGGAAAUCUGCAAUGAUUAUAACCUUCCCGCCUUCUCCAGCAAGAGGCCUAAUAGAUUGUGACUUCCUUUAUGAAUGUAAAGCCCCCUUUCCGUGCCUGGAUCCCACCUACUGAACCCUUGAGCGUGGAAAUCAAUUUGUAGGGUGUGGGUUUGGACUUGCAUUGAAAUCAGUGAAGAUUUGAGCACAUUUUAACUCUGCUUUGUAUCUGUGGAAUUUCAAAAUGAGGUUGGCUGUAAAACGUCCAUAGAUGUUGCCACAUAAUUCCCAUUCAUUUUAGUAGAGCCUGAUGUCGCUCAUGCUCUGUUCUUCAAAUUCUGUAUUAAGAUUUUGUCAAGUGUGUUGUUUUGAUGACUCUCGGGUUUCUGCAUUGGUUUAAAAGGUGAAUUUCUUUAGCUGUUUUAAAUCAUUUCAGGUAUUUUAUAGGCAGAUUGUACAAAAUCGUAAUAACUCUCCUGUUGGAUAGACAGGUGAAAAUUCUCCUGCAUGUUGUUUGAAGUGUGUAAAUAUAAAUGAAAUCUUUUGAACAUGUACAGUUGAAUCAUUCUUUGCAGUGUAAAAGUUGUACAUUUGUCUAUAAUCAGAAUGAUGUGCUCAUAUUUAUAUCUAAAUACUCUUGUUUGUACAUUUUCAAAUAAAAGUAAAUAUUCAUCUGUAGUCUUAA